GUCAUCAACUUUCCUGAUCUACCUCAACAGCUGUAAGUCUAAACUUGCAGCCCCUCAGUUGUACAGCAACUCAUACUGAGCGGGGAAAAGGGGACUUGAAACUAGGACAGAGCAGUCUGGCCCCUUUCCCUUCGAAACCACAGGCGCAGAGAGAAGACACUAGUCUUAGGCGGGGAGAGAGAAAAAGAGAAGACACUUUGUGGGACGCUUGCUGCAGUCACUGAGGAAAGAAACCCCCGGGACACGGGCGAGUCCAGCCUGCAGAACAACCAAUUUUUAUAGAUUUUUUUUUUUUUUUUUCACAUUAUAUCAGGGGAAGAAUAUUCACUGAACAUAAAUCUCAUCACCUGGAAACAUGCACAGGCGCACAAAGAUAAAGAUUGCCAUCUUCGUGCUGAUGGUGGGUAUGGCUUGCAUGUUCACGGCGGUGGUAACGGACCACUGGGCAGUGCUCAGCCCGCCGGUGAACAAAGUCAAUGAGACCUGUGAGGCGGCCCAUUUCGGCCUGUGGAGGCUGUGCAAGAAGCAUAUCUACAUCAGCGAGGAACACUACAAGGAGGGGAACACAUGCGGACCCAUCAGCCUUCCUGGAGAGGAAAACUGCACUUACUUCAGACACUUCACUCCAGGACAGGAUGCUGAGAUCUUUGAAUAUAAAACUCAAAAAGAGUACAACAUUUCUGCCGCCGCCAUCUCCAUCUUCAGUCUGGCCUUCAUGAUCCUGGGCUCUCUGUGUUUGGUGGGGUCAUGCACCGGUAAAGGCAAAGGAAGAGACUACCUUCUCAAACCUGCUGGCAUGUUUUUUGCAUUUGCAGGUCUCUGUGCCUUCAUUUCACUGGAAGUGAUGCGACAGUCAGUGAAACGCAUGAUCGAGAGCGAGGAAACAAUCUGGAUUGAAUACUAUUACGCCUGGUCCUUCGCAUGUGCCUGCACCGCCUUUGUCCUCCUCUUCCUCACCGGCAUUGCCCUCCUGGUCCUAUCCAUGCCCCAGAUGCCAAGGAAUCCUUGGGAGACUUGCAUGGACGCUGAGCCGGAUCAAGUGGAGUGAGAAGCUAGACAAAUAUAUGAAUACAGGAUCAGAGUUGACUGCGUCUUUUGUUUUGAGUACAGAUGUUAGAUUCAUUUCAAGAACAAGAGCUGGCCAGAAAAGGUUAAGGUCAUAACGAAAGAAGCACAUUUGGGUGUGGUUGGACCAUAUCCAUGAUGGGAAAUUAACCUAACUACAACUUGAAAAUGGGCCUUUUUGUCAGAGUUUUGAAGGUUUCCUUAUCAUGGAGGGCAGAAAAUAGCAGUCCUGUCCAACACCUCCUCAGACAUGCUUCAUGUUGGAAACAUCAGCUCAAAUCUGACCCGAGGCCUAAAAACCGCCACGCUUCUCAGUAAGAGCCAACCUCGGCCAAACACAAUUUGCCAUUAUCAGUUAGUACUUGUACGCAAGUGUGAUCAGCACACACACACACACAAAAAUAUUAAACAUUAUGUAUUUCCCAAAUGACAUAUUUAGCUUAACUUUAGCUUAACCUCAGCUAAACAGACACAACGUAUUUAGAUGAAUUUACAUUUUGAGAAUAUACUGCAUACAGUGAUGGUCUGACACCUACUAUAAGAGAUUGUAUGUACUGCAUUAUGUAUGAUAUAUUGUACAUAUCUAAUGUUCAUCUGUUGAUUUUUCUAUGGCAUCACUCAAGGAAUCACUUACCUACAAGAAAUAUUACUCAAGUAGGAGAAGUGUAAACACAUGUACUCUAAUGUUAAGUUGUACAUUUCCAAGAUUUAUAAAGAACUUUGACAUGUGAAGUUUGUGCCAUUAAAGUAAGAACUUUUCAGAAUAAAUGACCGACUUCAAGGGGCAGUACAGAGCAGGUUUGUGUGUCUGCGUGUGCGGCAGGCUGAAUGCUAAACACCCACACAGUCUGCAGCUCUGAUCAUGUUGGAAAAGGUUCAGUUCUAGCAGGUGCACAUACAAGGCCUUUUACUUUUUAUUGACAGCUCCCAAAGCAAACCAAUUCUCUGUUCAUUUUCAUGCGUCACCACGAUCCAUCUGAAACAGCAACUCGUGUUUGGCAUUUUCUCUGAGUGUAACAGAGAUCAUACAACCCCCAUGUGGGUUCUGCAGCCCUUCUAAUGUUAGGCAAAAGUCCAUUGAGUUCAUUUUUCUUCUGACUUGACUUGUUUUUGAUAUGUUUGACUAAGAACCAAGUUAAAUAAAGCAAAAUCAAACAGGGAUACUACUAGUAUUGUUAACUGCUGACAUGAAUUUAUAUUCUUAGUCUUAUGUUUUUGUCUUUUUUCAUUGAAUAUGGCAUGCAAUUAAACAAUGUUCUGAAUGGUUUAGAUUCUGUUGGUGUGUGUGUGUGUAUGUGUGUGUGUGUGUGUGUGUGUGUGUGUGUGUGUGUGUGCGCGUCUGUCUGUCUGUGUCUGUAUGUGUGUGUUAUGUUCUAUAACUUUGUAAUGAAAAUUAAACCUUGGUAAGCUUUGGAACAAACUUUUGUCUGUGAUUACUUUGUGUUUUUUGCCAGUUUUCUUUGAUUUCACAAGAGAAUGUUUUUGACAGUAAAAAAGUCACCAACAGAAGCUCCUCUCUCCCACAGAAAAAAACUGAAAGCCUCGUCAGUAGUUCCGGCUUUAGUUCUGGGGCUUCUUGACAUCACACUAAGUCAUCAUGUCACACAUUUGCCUUAUUGACGCCUAGCGGCCAGUUUGACAUGUUAGAAUUAAUGUAGCAGAGCUGCUCUGCAUUGCUAAGUCAGGCCUGUGUGAGCUAACCAAUCAGAGGAGACUGGGCAUUCGGGACAGUGGCCAUGAAGAGACAGGAGCUCAAACAGAGCGUUUCGGACAGAAGAGAAACAUUAAUGCUGAGGCACUGAACAGUGGUGUGUUUUUUGAGCACUAAUGCAUGUAAAACCUAUUCUAGUAAUAUCCAAAAAAUAUAACUAUGAUGCUGAAAAUAAGCAAUAUUUUAUAUUUUUUCAAUAUUGGGAGUCCUGUCACAAUUUUGCUAGCAGUGCAGAGCCAUGUGUUAUUCAUUAAGCCUCAUCGCAGGCAGAGCUGGCCCUGGGCAUAGCAAUAUAGGCAGUAUAGGCAAAUGCUAGGGGCGC
Messenger RNA from Acanthopagrus latus (yellowfin seabream), 3098 nucleotides. RefSeq names its product voltage-dependent calcium channel gamma-1 subunit-like. The transcript is spliced from 4 exons. Lineage: Eukaryota; Metazoa; Chordata; Actinopteri; Spariformes; Sparidae. Gene Ontology annotation, molecular function: calcium channel regulator activity; voltage-gated calcium channel activity. Gene Ontology annotation, cellular component: L-type voltage-gated calcium channel complex; membrane. Gene Ontology annotation, biological process: regulation of calcium ion transmembrane transport via high voltage-gated calcium channel; calcium ion transmembrane transport. Bases 356 to 1048 code for a protein of 230 amino acids. The record is from RefSeq and is a predicted model, not a curated record.